Molecule: messenger RNA, 1240 nt
Organism: Misgurnus anguillicaudatus (oriental weatherfish)
Lineage: Eukaryota; Metazoa; Chordata; Actinopteri; Cypriniformes; Cobitidae
Source: RefSeq, a predicted model, not a curated record
GCCGGAGACGAAGAGUUGCCGUGGUGACUGUGUGGAGAGAGAGAGAGAGAAGAGGGGGUAGAGAGACGGACAGACAGACACAGCGAGAGAGAGAGAGAGAGACGGAGAGAAUGAGUUGUUAAGCUCGUGGACGGUUGAAUUUUAUUUUCUGGAUGUUUAAAAGCGUCGAGUUUGUUUCGGCUGAAGAGCGCGCGGACGUGACAUGUGUUUAUGAGGUGAUGGUCGGAGUUCCCCAGUAAGAUGUAGAAUCCAGACGCAGAGGAAGAGAGACACCGAGAGGAAGGAACCCCACAUCUGAUCCGCACGAAAGACAGAGAGAGUUUGAAUCUCUCCAUUCAUUUGUCAGAAAUACUCACAGCUUCCUGUGACCUUUGACCUCCGCCACACCAUGUGUCAUGUGAUUGUAACGUGUCGCUCGAUGCUGUGGACGCUGCUUAGCAUCGUGGCCGCGUUCAGCGAGCUCAUCGCCUUCAUGAGCACCGAUUGGCUGGUGGGAUACCCGCGGUCGGCGGACGCCGUGUUUUCCCCUCACGGGGCGACGGCGGCGGGCGAGGCGUACCGCCCCACACUGGGCAUCUACGGUCGAUGCAUCCGGCUGCCACACUCGCGGCGGGGAGUUCUGUGCGGACCGUACGCGAUGGAUUUCGGAGAAAUCGCCAGCGGGUUCUGGCAGGCCACGUCCAUCUUCCUCGCGGCGGGAAUUCUGCUGCUUUGCGCGGUGGCGUUUAUAUCCGUCUUCACCAUGUGCUUCCAAAGUAUCAUGAAGAAAAGCAUCUUUAAUGUGUGUGGACUGCUGCAGGCCAUCGCAGGUCUGUUUCUGAUACUGGGUCUGAUGUUGUACCCCGCUGGUUGGGGUUGUGAUAAGGUUCAGUCAUACUGCGGUUCGGAGGCGUCACCUUAUAAACUCGGCCUUUGCUCUUUGGGCUGGGCGUUCUAUACGGCGCUGGGCGGCACCAUCCUCACCUUCAUCUGUGCCGUGUUCUCCGCACAGGCUGAGAUCGCCACGUCCAGUGAUAAAGUCCAGGAGGAAAUAGGCGAGGGGAAAAGUCUCAUCUGUCUGCUGUAGAAGAGAUGAUGAUGAUGAUGAUGAUCCUUCAUCAUUGAGACUGGAGCACAUCAUCCUAAAUCCCAACUCAAUCUGUGGAAAAUCUUUUGUACUGUUUUCAAUGUCAAGUUUGUGUUUGUCACUGCAAGCUGAUGUAAAUAUGUGUGUAUAUAAUGUAAAUAUCAUUCAUCAGGA